AUGAGCAUAGAAACAACCCCCUCAAAGACGGCUGCGUCUGCCCUCAACGACUUCAAGAUGGAGUCCCCAGUAAAGAAGCUCGAGCUUCAGUUAGAAGCCAACAAGGAGAACCUCGAUGAGCGAUAUGCCUCCGACGAGCUCGCCGUCCCGAUCAAGGGCAUUCCCGAACUGCCAGAAGAGCCGGAGCAAGCAGCUGAGCCAUCUGUCGUAUCUACACUGAACGAAGAGGAGGCAAAGGAGCCCAUACUGCAGGAGAACCCACAGCGAUUCGUGCUGUUCCCAAUCAAGUACCACGAGAUUUGGCAAAUGUACAAGAAGGCAGAGGCAUCAUUCUGGACAGCUGAGGAGAUUGAUCUUUCCAAGGACCUCCACGACUGGAAUAAGCGCCUCAACGAUGACGAGCGCUUCUUCAUCUCCCACGUCCUCGCUUUCUUCGCCGCCUCCGAUGGCAUUGUCAACGAGAACUUGGUCGAACGCUUCAGCUCUGAGGUCCAAAUACCCGAGGCUCGAUGCUUCUACGGUUUCCAAAUCAUGAUGGAGAACAUCCACUCGGAGACUUACUCCCUCCUCAUCGACACAUACAUCAGCGAGCCCAAGCAACGGACGUACCUCUUCAACGCCAUCGACAACAUCCCCUGCAUCCGCAAGAAAGCUGACUGGGCCCUGCGAUGGAUCACCGACAAGAACUCGACCUUUGCAUGCCGUCUGAUUGCUUUCGCCGCUGUCGAGGGUAUCUUCUUCUCUGGCUCAUUCGCCGCCAUCUUCUGGCUGAAGAAGCGUGGUCUCAUGGCUGGACUUACCUUCUCCAACGAGCUCAUCUCCCGUGACGAGGGCAUGCACACUGACUUUGCCUGCCUGCUGUUCUCGCACCUCAAGAACAAGCCAUCGCCACAGCUCGUCCAGGACAUCAUCACUGAGGCCGUCACCAUCGAGCAGGAGUUCCUGACAGACGCGCUGCCAUGCAAGCUCCUUGGCAUGAACUCCGACCUUAUGUGCCAGUACAUCGAGUUUGUCGCCGACCGUCUCCUCCUGGCGCUCGGCAACUCAAAGUACUACAACGCCACCAACCCCUUCGACUUCAUGGAGAACAUCUCGCUGGGCGGCAAGACCAAUUUCUUCGAGAAGCGUGUUGGUGACUACCAGAAGGCGGGUGUCAUGGAGGGCAUCAAGAAGCAGCAGGCAAAGAAGGACGGCGAGACCUCGACAGAAAAGGCACCCGUUAUGAACGGCGACUUUGCAUUUGACGAGGACUUUUAG
This is a messenger RNA of Zasmidium cellare ATCC 36951, 1257 nucleotides long. RefSeq lists its product as uncharacterized. Gene Ontology annotation, molecular function: oxidoreductase activity. Lineage: Eukaryota; Fungi; Ascomycota; Dothideomycetes; Mycosphaerellales; Mycosphaerellaceae. Gene Ontology annotation, biological process: deoxyribonucleotide biosynthetic process. Bases 1 to 1257 code for a protein of 418 amino acids. The transcript has 3 exons. The record is from RefSeq and is a predicted model, not a curated record.